Portunus trituberculatus (swimming crab) is the source of this 1036-nucleotide messenger RNA. Its product is annotated as trypsin alpha-3-like. The transcript has 6 exons. Lineage: Eukaryota; Metazoa; Arthropoda; Malacostraca; Decapoda; Portunidae. Gene Ontology annotation, biological process: proteolysis. The coding region runs from base 46 to 942 and encodes 298 amino acids. The record is from RefSeq and is a predicted model, not a curated record. Gene Ontology annotation, molecular function: serine-type endopeptidase activity.
GGUGGAGAUAGCACAGCAAGGCAAAGCAAGGCAGCAGUGACAGCCAUGGCUCUUCCUCUGUGCUUCCCAAGGCUCCUGGUGGUAGUGGUGGUGAUGGUGGUGGGUGCUCUGGCUCUCCCUUCCCAUCCCACUAACACUUCCAUUCAUUUCGUCCAUCCCGAGCCACGUGUUAACUUUGACACAUCCUGCCGAUGUGGUCAGAAGGCGCCCUCGAGGAUUGUGGGAGGCCAGCAGACUGAAGUGAACGAGUGGCCUUGGAUGGCAGCUCUCCUCUACUACAACCAGCAGUUCUGUGGUGGCUCUCUCAUCAACGAUCGCUACGUCCUCACUGCCGCUCAUUGCACUGUGGACUUCAGGGCCAGCGAGAUCACGGUGAGACUGGCGGAACACAACUUGGCCAUUAGCAGCGAGACCAGUGUUGUAGUUCGCUCUGUCUCACAGAUCAUCAACCACCCUAACUACCAGUCUGGCUCUGAGAAGAACGACAUUGCCCUCCUCAAGCUGUCCUCCCCUGUCACGGUGUCGUCUACAGUCCUCCCGGUGUGCAUGCCUCCCCCUAGGCCCAAGUAUGCCGGCAGGACAGCUACAGUGACAGGCUGGGGCACCACUUCCUCAGGCGGUUCCUCACCCAACUCUCUGAGGGAGGUGGAUGUUAAGGUGCUGCGGAACAGUGACUGCCAGUCCAGCUAUGGGACCAGCUCCAUCAUCAGCUCCAUGCUGUGUGCCUCCGCCCCGGGCAAGGACUCCUGCCAGGGUGACUCCGGAGGUCCUCUUGUCUUCAAGGACGCUGGUAACAACUAUGACCAGAUUGGUGUGGUGAGCUGGGGCUACGGCUGUGCUGCUCCCAACUACCCUGGAGUGUACACACGCGUCAACAGCUACCUCACAUGGAUCAGGGACAACACAGAGGAUGGGGUGUACUGUGCCGGCAUGAACCUCUAAUGCUAUUGUUGCUGCUACUGCUGUCGUGUGAUGCAGGUAGAAGACAUCACACCUGUUCAACAUUAUAGUGACAGGGGGGGGAGGGGUGCACCUG